Mirounga angustirostris (Northern elephant seal) is the source of this 3604-nucleotide messenger RNA. It is a transcript of the gene SLC6A7, whose product is annotated as solute carrier family 6 member 7. The coding region runs from base 211 to 2121 and encodes 636 amino acids. Gene Ontology annotation, molecular function: L-proline transmembrane transporter activity. NCBI's taxonomy places the organism in Eukaryota, Metazoa, Chordata, Mammalia, Carnivora, Phocidae. Gene Ontology annotation, biological process: sodium ion transmembrane transport. Gene Ontology annotation, cellular component: plasma membrane. The record is from RefSeq and is a predicted model, not a curated record. The transcript has 14 exons.
CGCCCCGCGCCCCACGCCCGCAGCCGACAGACCGCAGCGCCUGCGCCCGCGCCCGCGCCCCCCACCCCAAGCCGGUGCGCGGGAGCCGCCGAGGCAAAGUCGCGGCGGCCUGCCGGCGGCGCGAUCUCGGCUCCCUCGCUCGCUCUCUGCUCUCAGGGGAAGCCAAGCCGGGAAGCCCAGCCGGGAAGCCCCGGCAACCCGCCCUCCAAGAUGAAGAAGCUCCAGGGAGCUCACCAGCGCAAGCCCAUUACCCCAGACCUGCUGAUGACCCCCAGUGACCAGGGUGAUGUAGACCUGGACAUGGAUUUCGCCGCCGACCGGGGGAACUGGACAGGCAAGCUGGAUUUCCUGCUGUCCUGCAUUGGCUACUGCGUGGGCCUGGGCAAUGUCUGGCGUUUCCCCUACCGGGCCUACACGAACGGAGGAGGCGCCUUCCUCGUGCCCUACUUCCUCAUGCUGGCCAUCUGUGGCAUCCCCCUCUUCUUCCUCGAGCUCUCUCUGGGCCAGUUCUCCAGCCUGGGACCCCUGGCCGUCUGGAAAAUCAGCCCCCUCUUCAAAGGUGCCGGCGCCGCCAUGUUGCUCAUCGUAGGCCUGGUGGCCAUCUACUACAACAUGAUCAUCGCCUACGUCCUCUUCUACCUCUUCGCCUCCCUCACCAGCAACCUGCCCUGGGAGCACUGUGGCAACUGGUGGAACACGGACCUCUGCCUUGAGCACAGAGGCUCCAAGGAUGGCAAUGGGGCCCUGCCCCUCAACCUCACCAGCACCGUCAGCCCCAGCGAAGAGUACUGGAGCCGCUAUGUCCUCCACAUCCAAGGCAGCCGGGGCAUUGGCAGUCCCGGGGAGAUCCGCUGGAACCUCUGCCUCUGUCUGCUGCUGGCCUGGGUCAUCGUGUUCCUCUGUAUCCUCAAGGGCGUGAAGUCCUCGGGCAAGGUGGUGUAUUUCACGGCCACGUUCCCCUACCUCAUCCUGCUCAUGCUGCUGGUCCGAGGAGUCACCCUCCCAGGGGCCUGGAAGGGCAUCCAGUUCUAUCUCACCCCCCAGUUUCACCAUCUGUUGUCUUCCAAGGUGUGGAUCGAGGCUGCUCUUCAGAUCUUCUACUCCCUGGGUGUGGGCUUUGGGGGUCUCCUCACCUUUGCCUCCUAUAACACGUUUCACCAGAACAUCUACAGAGACACCUUUAUCGUCACUCUGGGCAACGCCAUCACCAGCAUCCUGGCUGGCUUCGCCAUCUUCUCUGUGCUGGGCUACAUGUCUCAGGAGCUGGGUGUGCCCGUGGACCAAGUAGCCAAAGCAGGCCCCGGCCUGGCCUUUGUCGUCUACCCACAGGCCAUGACCAUGCUGCCUCUGUCGCCCUUCUGGUCCUUCCUUUUCUUCUUUAUGCUGCUGACUCUUGGCUUGGAUAGCCAGUUUGCCUUCCUGGAGACCAUCGUGACAGCUGUGACUGACGAGUUCCCUUACUACCUGCGGCCCAAGAAGGCUGUGUUCUCGGGGCUCAUCUGCGUGGCCAUGUACCUGAUGGGGCUGGUCCUCACCACUGACGGAGGCAUGUAUUGGCUGGUGCUUCUGGACGACUACAGCGCCAGCUUCGGGCUCAUGGUGGUGGUGAUCACCACGUGCCUGGCCGUCACCCGGGUGUACGGCAUCCAGAGGUUCUGCCGGGACAUCCACAUGAUGCUGGGCUUCCAGCCGGGCCUCUACUUCAGGGCCUGCUGGCUGUUCUUGUCCCCGGCCACGCUCCUGGCCCUGCUGGUGUAUAGCAUCGUCAAGUACCAGCCCUCAGAGUAUGGCAGCUACCGUUUCCCAGCCUGGGCAGAGCUGCUGGGCAUCCUGAUGGGCCUGCUGUCCUGCCUCAUGAUCCCAGCCGGCAUGUUGGUGGCUGUGCUUCGGGAGGAGGGCUCGCUCUGGGAGCGGCUCCAGCAGGCCAGCCGACCGGCCAUGGACUGGGGCCCGUCGCUGGAGGAGAACCGGACUGGCAUGUACGUGGCCACGCUAGCGGGGAGCCAGUCGCCCAAGCCACUGAUGGUGCACAUGCGCAAGUACGGGGGCAUCACCAGCUUCGAGAACACGGCCAUCGAGGUGGACCGCGAGAUCGCUGAGGAGGAGGAGUCUAUGAUGUGAGGCGGGAGGCCGGGGGCCAGGAGGCUCUGCCCGGCUGCGAAGGCUAGCCGUGCCCCGUGGGGUUCCGAGAGGCCCGAGGCCGUGGCAGGGCGCCACGGGGAUGCCAGUGCCCAGGGCAAGUCCUUUCUUGUGGCCUCUCCUCUCUGUCUACCUUCUCCCCACACGCACACAGACCCACUCAAAGCUCAGUCCUCAUCGUGCAGAUGGGUGAACUGAGGCCAGGGAGAGGGCCUUGCCCGAGGUCACAUGGCGGAGGGCACUGGACCCCAGGCCGCCUGGCCAACCAGUUUCCUUUCUCAUGUGGCGGUUGGCAUCAUUCUCUCCUCUGUUCAGGGCCCAGGCUCCUCCACUCUUUUCUAGGAAAGUCUGUCCCCACACAUUUCAAACAGCCAGAAUCUCGAGCUGGGCAGGGACGCUCAGGGCGUGGCGAGGCCCCCAAGGUCCCAGGCCUCGAGGGUUAGCAAGUGCAGUGGGAGAAAAGCCCUGUGGGCUCCUGUGCCUGGGCCAGGUUUCCUGAAGGAGGUGGGGUCUGAGGGCCCUGGAGGAUGGGCAAGUUGGGAGGGAGAGAGGAGGAGGAGGGCAGGGUGUGGAGGCCCCAGUGUAGCCCCUGUGCCCCACCCCCCAAGCCCAGGGCAGAGGUCAAGGUGUUACCAGAUUACAGCAGGGUCCAGGUGGGAAGGACGCAUGAGGGGGAGGGGGAGCAGGGGACAAGGGGCGGGCAGGGGUUUGCAUGAUCUGGUCGUGCUUUAGAUAGAAUCUCUAUCAGGUCAGUGUGCAGGGUGGAUUAGAGGGGAUGGGGUGGAGGUGGGAGGCCUGUGGAGGGCAGGCAAGAGGGGCUGGUGGCCUGAGUGAGGGGGUGGGGGUGGGGAAAGGAGGAGGUCCCCACACUUUUCUUUCCCCCAGAGAAACUAAUGUAUUUUAUUUUGACCCACACUUCUGAGAAGGGCCCACAGCUUUCCUCACUGGACCCUGUGCCCUCCCGUGUAGGGAGCCCUGGGAAUGAUUAGGACAGAGGACACAAGUGAAGAGGUGGGAGUGAGGGCUCGUAGUCAGGACCCAAAGCCCCACCAUUCUCUUCUCCCUGUUCUGGUGGCCCUCACUGUCUUCUCCAGCUCCAGGCACUGCUGGGAGACUGGCCUUGGCUGUGGACCCACCAAGGCAACUAAGAGGCUUGGAGGUGGUCCGCACACAUGGCUGGCUGUCCUGAUGCUGGGCCCGGGGCAUGAGGAUGGAGGCAGGGAGCCAAGGACAGCCAACACCUCAGGCCUGUGGCCAGAGGCCUUGGCGUCUUCAGUCCCAGGCACGGGAGGGGCUGCCCUGGGGUCCCUCCUUCCCUGAGAGAUGAGGGUGGAGCGUGAAAACGUGCCCCCCGGGGGGGGCAGGGCACCCUCAUGCAGCUGGGCCGGCCUGUGCGCCCUCUUUCUCUCCUGCUGUCUCCCCAACCCAUCCAUGUUCUGUUGGUUUAUUGUUAAUAAACACCAAU